ACCUGACACGGUAUUAUAAAUAUUGCACAACGCCGUACGUAUGCGGCAGUCAGCUGAACGAAGGAAACCUGAAUUUGACAUUUAAUGCAAAGAAUCAUUUGAGAUCUAGAAAGACAAAUGGACUCGCUGAAGAGCAAGUGCUUGACUGCGGCCAUUUUGCUGGUUGCUAUGGCAAUAAAGACAGACGCCAUCACCCCAAAGGUCAUCCAAGGUGUCGUUGAGGCUGAACGAAAGUUGACAAGAGGUGGUGCCCCCGGAAGUGCCUCUGUUGAAUGUCAAAAUGCCAUUGAUGUCCUUUCAUAUCCGACAUCGGGACAACUUCGGGAAUAUGUUUUUGAUGCCUUUGGCAAGCCACAAGCAGGCAUAUUACAAGGAAAUCUUCGUUGGCUUGGUCAUUAUGAUGAAUGCCGCUCCAUCAUAGUUCCUGAAUACAAUAUUUCUUAUAAAUACUGUGCAACGUUUUUAAAUGUCAACAUUACAGCCUUGACAAAAACUCAGACUCCACAGGCUAUGUUAACCUGGGGUGUAUGUGUGCCCAAGGAAUGCUCUGAGAAAGAUGUCCAGUACUACCUGAAUUACUUCUUAGAAACAUUGAACUUGACAAAGUAUGUUCAGCCAUUAAACGAUGAAUCCUUUGUUAGCUGUGCUUAUGAGGACCAUAUACCUUUCACUGCGGGGUUCAUAGGUACAAUCACCCUGUUUAGUGCUAUUUUCUUGCUGAUGUUGCUUGGCACGGCCUACGACUGUUUCCUGCGGUAUCGCAAGCAGAGUUCCUCCAAACUGGUCGUCUAUACCAACAGCAAUACAAACACUUCAGCCCAGAAUGGUAGGGCAGGCGAGACGCUCAUUGACGACGGGUCACCAGAGACUAAGGAUGACGAUGUACCACUCAUACUUGUACAGCAACCACCAAAAAGGGCAAUCUGGGAGCAGUUCCUUCUGAGCUUUGCCGUCAACCGAAACCUGGUCAAGCUGCUAAGCACCACUGCGGGCCAGGACAGGUCCAUUGGCUGUUUAAAUGGACUGCGUGUGCUGAGUAUGGGUUGGGUCAUCCUUGGACAUGCCUUCUUUUUCCCCAGUCAGAUGGGGAUCAUAGGUAACAUACCAAUUGCAGCAGAGUGGUUCCAACAGUUUGCCUUUCAGUUUGUCGGAAACGCAUUCUUUUCAGUAGACAGCUUCUUCUUCAUGAGUGGUCUUCUUCUGACCUAUAUCACUCUCAAGAAGAUGUCUAAGACCAAUGGGAAGAUUCCCUGGGGGUUGUUCUAUUUCCAUAGAUACUGGCGCCUGACCCCAGCUAUUCUGGUCACCACACUGAUCUGGAUGUACAUCAAGCCUUGGGUGGGUGAUGGUCCCCUCUGGAGGUCAUUUCAGAACACUGAGACCUGUUCCAAGUACUGGUGGACAAACAUCCUUUACAUCAACAACUUCUACCCACAACAAUUUGCUCAAGAGUGCAUAGGAUGGGUAUGGUAUCUUGCAAAUGAUAUGCAGUUUUUCGUCAUUAGUCCUCUUAUCCUGAUUCCUCUGUUCUACAUGCCCUGGUUAGGGCUCACUAUUAUAGGUGUUCUUCUGGCCUGUAGUUUUGCAGCAACUGGUGCCUUGGUUUGGAUAAACAAAUUAGGAGCAAAUGGCAUUCAUUUACCAGAUGUAGAACCAACCGGAGCAGAUUUUAGUUCCAUUAUCUAUGGCAAGCCAUACUGUCGUAUUCCACCCUACCUUGUUGGAAUGGUUCUUGGUUACCUCAUGUAUAAACAAGGAGACAGGAAGAUUCGCCUGAACCCUGCCUUGGCAUCAUUAGGUUGGGCUGUUGCAGUAGCUGUCGGGAUGUCCUGUGUCUACGGUUUAUUAGGAGGUUACAAAGGUCACUUGACCUUGGCAGGUUCUAUGGUUUAUGAGAUGCUUAGUCGGUUUGCUUGGGGCGUCUUCCUUGCCUGGGUGGUUUUUGCAUGUAGAGAGGGCUAUGGAGGUUGGGUGAAUGACAUCUUAUCAUGGAGUUUCUGGUUACCAUUGAGUAGAAUGACAUACUCUGCCUACCUCCUGCACCCGAUCAUUAUCUUCAUAUUCCUUGGAAACACCAAGAAUACCAUGAUGGCAUCCCUUUGGCUUCAACCAACAUAUUUUGUAGGAUACUUUGUGAUGUCGUAUGGAGCGGCAAUGGUGAUGGCUAUGUUCAUUGAAUUCCCGUUUGCAAACCUGGAGAAGAUAUUCCUUCCGUCAAGGCAAGGAUAGGACUUAAUUGCCAUUUCUACAUCAGAGAGUAUAUA
Lytechinus variegatus (green sea urchin) is the source of this 2264-nucleotide messenger RNA. Its product is annotated as nose resistant to fluoxetine protein 6-like. Lineage: Eukaryota; Metazoa; Echinodermata; Echinoidea; Temnopleuroida; Toxopneustidae. Bases 118 to 2229 code for a protein of 703 amino acids. Gene Ontology annotation, molecular function: acyltransferase activity, transferring groups other than amino-acyl groups. The record is from RefSeq and is a predicted model, not a curated record. The transcript is spliced from 16 exons.